This is a messenger RNA of Patella vulgata (common limpet), 8026 nucleotides long. RefSeq names its product vinculin. The transcript has 25 exons. The record is from RefSeq and is a predicted model, not a curated record. Gene Ontology annotation, molecular function: actin filament binding; structural molecule activity. Lineage: Eukaryota; Metazoa; Mollusca; Gastropoda; Patellidae. Gene Ontology annotation, biological process: cell adhesion. Bases 204 to 3476 code for a protein of 1090 amino acids. Gene Ontology annotation, cellular component: actin cytoskeleton.
GAAUGUUAUAACGGAAAUAUCAAAUAUUCUAGGAAGUUUGUGAAAUACUAUCGGCGGCUUUGAGUGCGAAGACUAGCUCUUGACCUAGCAGGCGGCUAUUGGUUUUGUAGGUCGCGGGGAGCAGUUGACAUAACUUGUUUGGCAUAGCAUCUGUCAUUAUAAAAGUUUAUUUGGAUUAGGCAGGUUCGAGGAGACUGACCAAGAUGCCGGUCUUCCACACGAAGACGAUAGAAAGUAUUUUGGAACCUGUGGCUCAACAGGUGUCCAUGCUGGUGAUCCUCCAUGAAGAAGCAGAAGAUGGUAACGCUAUGCCUGAUCUGGCCCAGCCAGUCAGAACUGUUAAAAUUGCUGUUGAUAACUUAGUCAAGGUAGGAUAUGAAACAAUUAAUUCCAGUGAUGAUCAGAUUUUAAAACAAGACAUGCCACCGGCAUUACGUCGAGUUGAUGAAUCCUCCCUACUACUGCUGGAGGCAUCAGACAUGCUGAGAUCAGAUCCGUAUUCAGGACCAGCUAGAAAAAAAUUAAUAGAAGGAUCUCGGGGUAUUUUACAAGGAACAUCAUCUUUAUUAUUAACCUUUGAUGAAUCAGAGGUGCGGAAGAUUAUUCGAACGUGUAAAAAUGUUUUAGAAUAUUUAGCUAUAACAGAAGUGGUUGAGAGAAUGGAAGAUCUUGUAACAUUUGUAAAGAAUUUAAGUCCUGUAAUAACGAAGAUGAUGAAGGAAGUGGAUGCCCGUAAAGAAGAAUUGACGCACAUCGUACAUCGUGAUAUGUUGAAACGUUCCCUGGAUCAGGUGAAAAAUCUCACACCUGUUCUAAUUAGUGGUAUCAAAAUAUUCAUCACUGCCAAGGCUAACAAUCAGGGUUUUACGGAAGCUCAGAAUAAUCGUGAUUAUGUUGUCCGUAAAAUGUCUGAUGAAAUACACGAGAUUAUCCGUGUGUUGUUAUUGACAACUUAUGAUGAAGAUGAAUGGGAUGCUGAUGAUUUAACUGUCAUGAAGAAAGCUCAGAAUGCUAUUGAAGGUAAAAUGCAACAUGCCCAAGAUUGGUUGAAAGAUCCUAAAGCCUUAGUUGGCAGUGCUGGUGAUAAAGCUCUUCGUAAUAUUUUGGAAGAUGCUAGAAAGAUAGCCGACCGUUGCACAAACCCUGGAGAUCGUGACACCAUUUUAAAAUGUGUUGGUGACUGCGAAUCAAUGGCCAAUGCUCUGUCAGAACUUCGUAUCCAAGGAAAGGGUAACAGUCCCCAAGCUGUUGGACUAGCCAGAGAACUACAGAAUAAACUCGACACCUUACAGAACCUCACACAUCGUGGUAUUAUGAACACAGAAAGAAGUGGUGUUCGUAAACCAGCUCCAACUGUUGACGGAAAGAUUGAACAAGCUCGGCAAUGGUUAGCUAAUCCUGGUAUUAAUGACAAUGGUCUAGGUGAGCAAGCCACACGAUUGGUUGUAGCUGAAGGUCGAAGGGUUGCACAAUGCUGUAGUGGACCACAACGUCAAGAAUUAUUAAGAUCGUGUGAUGAGGUUGAAAUUCUAACCAAUCAGCUUUCAGAGAUGUGCAAAAAGAACCAGGGAAAUAGUCCUCAAGCUGCUGCUGUUGCCAGACAUAUGUCUGAUAAACUACAACACCUGAAGAUUAAAAUAAGAGAUGCUCUUGUUAGUCAGGUUGCUGAAGAUUUCACGGAUAUUUCAACACCAUUAAAACAAUUAACAGAAGCUGCCGUGGCGCCACCAGGUACACCUGGUCGUGACGCUAACUUUGAUGACAGAGCUAGGAACUUCCAAGCCCAUGCCUGUAAAUUGGCCGAUACUGCCACCCUGGUUGCAACAGCUGGUGGAUGUCGUAAUAAGAAAACGGUUGAAGAAAUCUUCGCUAAUUCUAAACAGAUCAAAGAUUUAACUCCCCAAGUGAUUAAUGCGGCUAGGGUAUUAUUCUGUAACCCUGGUAAUCAAGCAGCCCAGGAACAUUUUGACCUCAUUAAGAAACAAUGGACUGAUAAUAUGGAACGUCUGAGAUUCCUGGUAGAUGAAGCUGUAGACUCAGCUGCACUUAUCAAAGCUGAAGAGGAAGCCAUUAAUAAAGAUACAGAUAGAAUUGAGGAGGGAAUACGAUCGGGAGAUGUUCCCAAGAUUGUUAAUAACACAGGUGACAUCGCACGAAGAGCCAAUCGUAUUUUACAAGUUGCCCAACAAGAGGCAGAGAACAGCGAAGAUCCACAGUUCUUGGCUCGAGUGAAUGCUGCUUCACAAAAUCUCAAACAGUCGAUUGCACCCAUGUUACAGAAUGCUAAAAAUCUGGCCAUGAAUCCACGAGAUGCGAAUGCAGCUGCUAAUUGGAGGAAAUCAAAUCAAGCUUUAUUAGAUGCCGUGGGACAAGUAAGACAGUGUGUAACAGAACAUACUAAAGAUGCUGUGGAGAACUAUCCCCCACCACCUCCCGAUCUAUCUCAACUUCAUAUCGCAGCUCCGAGACAGUAUUCAGCUCCGAAACAAUACUCAGCUCCUCCUCGAUUUUAUUCGACGCCCCCACCUCCACAACAAUGGGUAGCUCCACCUAUGCAACCAAGAGUGCAAUCAUCGCAAAUUUAUCACAUUCCUGCUGCGUCAUUGCGUCAGCCAGCCCCUAUUUCACUCGUCGUAGAUGUAGAUAGAAAUGCCGGUAGAACCGUUUUAGCUAGAGUUCCAGAGGACUAUCCAUCAGAUGACCACCUGGAGCUCAUCGAGGAAGCUAGUUUGCAGAAUGCACAAUAUAGUGCCCCCCCUCCACCACCUAUUCCCCCUCCCCCACAAGAAGAAUUUGGCUUUCAUCAACAGUAUGGUCUACGAGAUAGUGCUCCACCCCGUCCACCACUACCACAUGAGAUGGCACCACCACGACCACCACCACCAGAUACUGAUGAUGAAGAAGACUUCCCAAUACCACAGGCUAAUCAACCUAUUAUGAUGGCAGCCCAUGCUCUUCAUAUGGAAGCUAAACAAUGGUCCAGUAAAGAUAAUGAAAUUAUUACUGCAGCUAAAAAAAUGGCCUUGUUAAUGGCCAAACUCAGUCAACUUGUAAGAGGUGAAGGUGGUAGUAAAAAGGAAUUAAUAGAAACGGCUAAACUUAUCGCUAUGCAGUCAACUGAAGUAACUCGUCUGGCUAAAAAACUAGCCUCUGACUGUACAGACAAAAAAAUGAGAAAUAGUUUAUUACAAGUAUGUGAAAGAAUACCAACAAUAGGAACACAGUUAAAAAUUCUUUCUACAGUUAAAGCUACUAUGUUAGGAGCUCAAGAACCCAUACCGAGUCCAGAUGGCAGUGAAAUUGCUACAGGUUCUGAAGAAGAUCAAGAAGCAACCGAAAUGUUGGUAGGAAAUGCCCAGAAUCUGAUGCAGGCUGUUAAAGAGACUGUUCGAGCUGCUGAGGGCGCAUCUAUCAAAAUCCGAGUCGACUCAGGUUAUCAGAUCCGCUGGGCUCGUAAACGACCUUGGUAUACAUAAACAGAGGUCACAAAUGACAAAGCAGUGAUCGAAGGAGAGUCAGCUAUAAAUUAAGCUUUUGGAGCUGAAUCACUGGAACGUCUGGAUACCAGAUUUUAUUAAAAACCCAUUCUAAAUAAAACCUUGAUAUGUUACUGAUUAAAAUUUGAUAUUAAGAAAAGGAAUACAAAUUUAAAUUUAAAUAAAAUGACCAUUUCAGAUUUUAGAUGCUCUCGUAAAAUUGAUCAUGGUAUUUUUAUUAAAUGAUGACAACAUUUUCCUGAAAUGUUGUUUUUAUUUGAGUAUUCACAGUUUGAAAUUGUCAGGGAUAUUUGUUUCAUUAUAAAUUAAUAAAAAAAAAAUCAUUUUGUUUAAAAACUUAUAUCGCUAAGACCUACCAAAGCUUUUUAUUUUAUUUCUUUUUUUUUUUUUGCAAUAUUUAUAUGUCCUCACUUUUUAUUAUUUUUGUGGAUGUUAAAGCGAUGUAUAUAUUUAAUGCCUUAAAUUAACCGGAGGGCCUUGAUGCAUGUCCUACUACAAGAUUUGUUCACUAUACAUGUUUAGACGUAAAUUAUUAAUAGAUGCUUGGUUACGUAAACAAGGGGAGAUAACAAUACAAAUAGUUGGUUACUUAUAGAAUAAUGCUAUUUUAAAUGGAAUAAGUCAUAAUACUACCUCUUUAUAGAUUAAUUCUCUUUCAUCCAGUUAUAACAAUAAGAUUAAUUCUCUUUCAUCCAGUUAUAACAUAAGACCACAUGGUCAUGGUAUUAGAUUUUGUUUUUGUUUCCUUGCCUGCAGACUAACGAGGGGUAUUUGAUGAUCAGUUCAGAAUUGACAGAAUUGCAAUUGAGUGGCGUGGAAUCAGGUCCAGUCACAUUCCUGUCAGCUUCGACAACGGAGGUGGUGUGAGUAGCAACGAUUGUGUAUCAGCUGUCAUGGUUGGUUGAGAUAUGUUCUCAAGCAGUAGGUGCAUGGGUUCUAGAUCCAAAUCCACAUUUUCACUCGAUUGUCACUAUUUUUGGGAUUAACAGAAUUCAAUUCCGGAAUGUUCAAUUGAGCUUUCCUCUCAAUUCCGGAAUGUUCAAUCAAGAUUUCCUCUCAAUUCUGGAAUGUUCAAUCGAGCAUCCCUCUCAAUUCUGGAAUGUCCAACCGAGCAUCCCUCUCAAUUCUGGAAUGCUCAAUCGAGCAUCCCACUCAAUUCUGGAACGUUCAAUUGAGUAUCCCCCAAGUGACCAACGCCCCAAUUACACAACACAUGUAUGCGAGUUAGUCAUGUAGUAAAAAAUUCAAAAAUAUGUAAUUUAUUUGAAAGCACAAGUGUCUUGUAUUUAUCAUAGAGUACAACCCUUCCUCAGUAUCCUCAGUGGUUUCAUUCCGUUCUACAUUUGCCAUCAUCAAGAGCAGAUAAUUUGAAUUGUUUGUUGACAUGUGAUUUUUAAUUGUGGUCUGAAACCAUCUGCUUAAAUAACGAUAAGAGUUAUGUCUCUUUAUUUUCGAUAAAAAUGUCUGACAAGAAAAAUUUUGAAAUGCCAACACUGGACUACCCCAUGAAUGGACCCAGGGGUUAGUGGAGUAGAACAGAAUGAUACCAGUGGGAAUGGACUAGAAUAAUGGAUAAGAGUUAUGUCCCUUUAUUUUAGAUAAAAAUGUCGUGACAAGAAAAAUUUUGAAAUCCCAACACUGGACUACUCCAUGAAUGAACAAAGGGGUUAAUGGAGUAGAAUAGAAUGAUACCAGUGGGAAUACCGAGGAUGUGUACAACCCUAAGUGGGGUAUAUAUAUAGUUAUUAGUUAGCUUUGAUAGCUUUUUAUUUUUGCAUAAUGAUUAUUUGUUAUAUAAGUUUAUGACAGCAUAAAUAUGUUUCAUAGACAUCGAAGAGAAAAACAUAUGUUAGUUAUUGUUAAUUUUUCUUACGAUACAAUAGUCAGAACUGAACAGAAAGUUUCAACAGUUUCCACGUAUUUUAGAUUUAAACAACGGUCUCAAAUACUUCAACUAUCUGUGGUUCAAUUUAUAACUGAAUUAUUUUGACCAGGAUCUGAGCAUGACCAUUCGGCAAACCUUGGCAGACUUCAGUACCCUACAUCUAACCUCGGCUGUAUACAGUUUCUUGAGAUAAAACACUCUUCACAGGCGUCUACACGGCCGCUGCCAUAUUUAAUCCAGGAACUUGAAAAUAGUUCCAAUUCAUCACACAGCCGAGGUUAGAUUUAAAGUAUUGUAGUCUGCCAAGGCUUGGCAAAUGCAAGUAUGACGUCAUCAUUGCCGACAUUUGGAAUUCUGACAUAACAAAAAUAGAAGCCAAGGAACGAGUCUGCUAGGUUUCAUGUCAAUUAUACUUGAAUUGAAGGAACCCCCAAGAGGAAAACACCAUGAUCGGUAGUGUUUGGGCCCCAGUUCCUUGUCCAAAAAUAUGAAUCACUUGUUAUGAAUAUCUUCUGCACAUUGUUUUAAGUACAUUUGUUGAAAAGAUGUAUUUCGCAUAGAUUGAAAAUAUAUAUGGCUUCCAAAUUCUCCAUUAUAUGAUUCAAUCAAUUGGCUGUAGACAUAACAUGAGUUAGGGGAAAAUGUUGAAUAAGUGACAGUAAUCUUUACCCUAACCCAAAAUUCCAUAUAAAUGAAUAUUGUGUAACCCACCUGAAACAGGCUAAGCUUAGACAAGUAGUGUUUUCAUUUCUCCAGUUGUGGCAGAAAAAAACAAUUUUGCUUAGAAUCUGGUACACAAUCAAUUAUCUUUUUAUAAUCUUUGAAUGGCAUUUAGCAAUUGAUCAUAAUAUAACAAAACACAGUUCGAUGGAUAAAAUUGACUAUAAUAUAUACACACGACAUUUUCACAAGAUUUCACGGGUCAUUAUCAAGCAUUUUAUAAUUUUGUAUGCUUGAUAACCAAGCUUGGACAUAAGGCAGCUGUCAGAGACUUUGUCAGGCAUACAUAAUCACACAUUUUUAGUAAAAUAUAUAUAUAUAUAUCUACAGGGGCGGAUCUAGGAUUUUCAGAAAGGGGGGGGGGCGUGCUGCCCCAAUUUUGGAGUACGAAGCCCGGCCUUCGGUGGGCGAAACAGACGGGCAAUCAACCAAGUCACCAACCGACUCAUUUCAGAGUAAAUUAUGAUUUCCAACCUAAACUGACUGUUAAUUCCUUUCCCGCGAGUAUAUAUGGGGUAAAAAAUUGUUCGCCACCGCAAAAAAUAGGGGGUGUGUGCCCCCCCCCCUCCUGGAUCCGCGCCUAAUCUAUGUACGUUAUGUGAUAAUUUGUGCCUGACAAUGUCUGUGACAGGUGCCUUAUGUCCAGACUGGUUGAUAAUGACUACCUGACGUGUAUAUGAUAUAGUGAUGGUUAUCCAGACAACUGGGUUAUAUUAUUUUCUUGUUCGUUUGCUUGUUGAAUAUGGUUAAAAUAAUCAAUUUAUUAGACAUUAUUAGAUUUUUUUAUUAGAACUACAUAAUUUCUAUGUAUUCAUUUAUUAUCAUGUAUUAUUUUUGAUUUCUUUUUUUUUGUAAUAAUCGCUUUGAUUAGUCGAAUGUGAGUGAUAAGCUUGCUCUAGACCAAUCAUGGCUUAUUUAACAUAAAUAUGUUCAUAUAUAAAGAAUCUCAGUUUGUUCAAAAAUAAAUGUAAAUUUUAUGGGGCAUUGUCAUAUUUAUUGAAAAAUUUUAACAUUUGUAGCAGUCAAAAGGUUUAUUGCCUGUCAAAAUUAUUGACUUAGACACAAGGAAUUUAUUAACCCUUAAAAUAUACAUGGGCUGAAUCCCUGAAAUAUAUAUCAAAGUGGUGGACCGUGGAAAUAGGCCAGAAUUUAAAACCGAGGAUAUUUAUAAAAGGUUUAUUUAUAGUGUUUUAUAUUAUUACAGUAGUUGUUAUAACACUCAGUGCAUUUAGGUGAUAUUAAAAAUAAUAUCCAUGGUAACCCAAAUAAUACAUUUAUCUCUCUAUGUACACAUAAAUUUUUAUGAUGGCGGGAGGGUACCAUAAAUGUUAUAACAUGAUUUUCUAAUAACAAGGUACUGUACCAUAAAUAACAUGAUAUUCUAAUAACAAGGUACCAUACUAUAAAUUUUAUAACAUAAUAACAAGGUACCAUAGAUGGUUUUCUAAUGAUAUGGUACCAUAAAUGGUUCUCUAAAAGCAUGGUACCAUAAAUGUAUUAUUAUUAUUUCAAAUUGCGCUGGAACAUAGUUUUCAAGUAGUAGUAGUAGAUUAUUUGAGGUUUACUACCAGAAACCCCAAGGCAUACUCCUCGCAGUGUUUAAUUAGACCGAAAUCCGAGGGGAUUUCUGGGCCCAUUGCUUCAGGAAUAUGUCCUCAAGGGAGCUUAACUGAUUUAUAAACAAGGUAUCUUUGUCUCCAUUGUCUAGAAAAUCUACGAAUUGAACUCUAAUUUUCCGAAUUUAUGUGUAUCCACUUAUUAUUAGUCGAGGGUCAAUAUAAUAUUUAUAGAAUAUAAGAAUUUUAGAUUUACCAGAAUAGAUUUUGAUAAAUAACAAAUUAUAUUUAUAUGGUAAAUUAGUAGAUUUUGUGUAUUUUGCAUGCCACAAAUUAUUAUACUAUUUACAAUAAACUGUGAUUUUUUA